CUCUUCUGUCCUCCUCUCUGCCAGUCUCAUCAUGUUCAUGCUGCAGAUGUUGACUGUUAUCUCUCUGACUGUUAUUCUCCUGGCAUCUGUGGAAGGCAAAGGCGUGCAGAUGCAAAGGGAUGUCCAAUGCUGCAUGUUGUACUCCCAGGGCAAGGUGCGUACCAAAGAUGUGUUGCGGUUUGAGGUGCAGACAGAGGGGCCCGACUGCAGUAUACAAGCCAUCAUUCUUUACACGAAGAAGGCUGUGAAAUGUGCAGACCCCAGAGACCGGAAGGUGAAGAGGUUGCUGAGAAAGCUUGUGCAGAGACAGAAAAACAAGGCCAUGUGGUUCCCUCCUCAUGACAACCUGCCCGUCAUGUCAGAGGACAAGAAAGAUAACUGGGCGGUUCUCAGUGUGGAGUGAUGGAGGGCCGUCAAAUAUGGAGGAAAACUCGUAGUCAUAAGCCAAGUAAACUUUCAGCAGCUCGUCAUCUUUACACAGCGAAGCUGGCUGACUCUCCAGUUGUCUCGUGUCUCUCUCUAUCUAAGCUAUCUGUCUCCCUGGGACCAGACCUGGGCAGCAAUACAUAUUUAAAUGGCUUUAGAUAUUUAAACAUGAACUGUGCUUGAAAUAUUCCCAAACAAAUGGCUGGAACAGUCUCAACAGAGGAGUAUUUAGUUGUAAGAUAUGUUGAAUUGAUUUUUUUUUAAUGGCUCAUACUGUUAUUUGCCGGAGUCUGCCUGGAAGUGUCUCCCUCUACAACAUUCAUUUUCACAACAUACUCGUGAAAAAAGUAUAAUUAAACAACGAUAAACGAGCAGUGAUAUUAAUAUUGUAUAUCAGCAAGAUACUCAAUGCUUAUGUGUGACUUGUAUACCUUCAGUGAUGUGUAAUGACACUGCACACAGUGCAGGCUUUGACCUGAUAUGUUUGACUGUUAGAAAGGUGAACUAAGAGAAAGAUUUCACCUGGAUAUGACUUUCUGUGUCACAUAAAGAGCCAAUGUUCUUGACAUUUUGUCCACUCUGUAUAAUGACUGUUUGUAAACUCAGUAUGAAACUCAAGUCUAUCUUUUAAAAUGAGGCCCUCAGGCAUCUACCACAGAUUUAAAUAUCUACGCAUUUGCAGUUUACAUUUGUCUUUUCCACCAAUAGUCUGUCACUAAACUAUGCCAAAGUAUUCAUGAUUCAAUUCACCACAUGGCAAGGCUGUUAAAACUUAGAGGGCUCAAUUGUGUGUGAAACACACAAGUAUUGUAUUGUA
Messenger RNA from Micropterus dolomieu (smallmouth bass), 1243 nucleotides. It is a transcript of the gene ccl44, whose product is annotated as chemokine (C-C motif) ligand 44. Gene Ontology annotation, molecular function: CCR chemokine receptor binding; chemokine activity. Lineage: Eukaryota; Metazoa; Chordata; Actinopteri; Centrarchiformes; Centrarchidae. The record is from RefSeq and is a predicted model, not a curated record. Gene Ontology annotation, biological process: monocyte chemotaxis; positive regulation of GTPase activity; cellular response to type II interferon. Bases 32 to 403 code for a protein of 123 amino acids. Gene Ontology annotation, cellular component: extracellular region. The transcript is spliced from 5 exons.